ACGCGCAGCACCCCGACACAAUGGACCCGGCUCAGGCCGCUCAGAUAAGCGAGGAGGUGGCCGAGAAGCUGCUGCUGUACCGGCGAGACACGUCAGGCUGGAAGAUUUGCCGGGAAGGCAAUGGAGUUUCGGUUUCCUGGAGGCCAUCUGUGGAGUUUCCAGGGAACCUGUACCGAGGGGAAGGUAUUGUGUCUGGAUCCCUGGAGAAAGUGUGGAACUGUGUGAAGCCUGAAGCUGGAGGCCUGCGAGAGAAGUGGGAUGAGAACGUGAAGAGUUUUGAAAUUAUUGAAAACCUCACUGAUACCCUGUGUGUCAGCAGAACCUCCACCCCCUCAGCUGCCAUGAAGAUUAUCUCCCCCAGAGAUUUUGUGGACCUGGUGCUCAUCAAAAAGUAUGAGGAUGGGACCAUCAGUACCAAUGCUACCAAUGUUGAACACCCUUCGUGUCCUCCGAGGCCAGGUUAUGUGAGAGGAUUUAACCACCCUUGUGGUUGCUUCUUUGAACCUCUACCAGGGGAGCCCGACAAGACCCGCGUGAUCACAUUCUUCCACACCGACCUCAGCGGUUACCUCCCACAGACCGUAGUGGACUCCUUCUUCCCACGCAGCAUGGCAGGAUUCUACGCCAACCUUCAGAAAGCAGUGAAGACAUUCCAUGACUGA
Elephantulus edwardii (Cape elephant shrew) is the source of this 662-nucleotide messenger RNA. It is a transcript of the gene STARD5, whose product is annotated as StAR-related lipid transfer (START) domain containing 5. The coding region runs from base 21 to 662 and encodes 213 amino acids. Gene Ontology annotation, molecular function: lipid binding. The record is from RefSeq and is a predicted model, not a curated record. The transcript is spliced from 6 exons. Lineage: Eukaryota; Metazoa; Chordata; Mammalia; Macroscelidea; Macroscelididae.